This is a messenger RNA of Striga asiatica, 306 nucleotides long. The record is from the annotation of a GenBank genome assembly. NCBI's taxonomy places the organism in Eukaryota, Viridiplantae, Streptophyta, Magnoliopsida, Lamiales, Orobanchaceae.
AUGGAAACAAAGGUCCUGCUAACACAACUAGCAAUCAAUCUCAGAACUCCUUUGGUAGCGGAAGAGAAAGAGGCAAAAAUACUAGAGGAAGAGGAGGCAGAAAUUUCAGAGGUAACCGGCCUGCCUGCCAACUGUGUGGCCUCUCCAACCACACAGUUGAUAGAUGCUUCCAUAGUAGAGUUGCCCAUUGAGAAUGCACAUGCACCUGUUCCACUAUCUAACCCUGCAGGGUUAACUGAUUCUAGGGCUGCUAUAGCCUUCUAUAUAAAGCUUGUAAUAGAAAUACUGAAGGUACAAUUCGAUUAG